This is a messenger RNA of Larimichthys crocea (large yellow croaker), 1634 nucleotides long. It is a transcript of the gene lmo3, whose product is annotated as LIM domain only 3. The transcript has 3 exons. Gene Ontology annotation, biological process: positive regulation of transcription by RNA polymerase II. Gene Ontology annotation, molecular function: transcription coactivator activity; DNA-binding transcription factor binding. Gene Ontology annotation, cellular component: nucleus. Lineage: Eukaryota; Metazoa; Chordata; Actinopteri; Sciaenidae. The record is from RefSeq and is a predicted model, not a curated record. The coding region runs from base 915 to 1250 and encodes 111 amino acids.
UGUUCCUGGAGAGACAGUGAUCUCCACAGAGUGAUUUUAAUUCUCAACAUUAGAUCUGCUUCGUCUUCAUUUGCACUUUAUUUCUGUUCUUAAAAACACCACGGUACCCAAAAAUACACUGAAUGAGGGGCCGGCAGAUUGACACUCUCUUUGUGCACAGACUAAUUGUUGUUAGGCUCGUUUAUUAGAGCUCCUAAUAAAUCUGACAGUCUAGUUACAUGACUUAGUUACGUCGUGUUGUUGAACUUUGGAUGCGAGUUUGGAUCUCCGCUGUCAUCUCUGAUGGACAGGUGUCAGUCGGGUGUCAGGUGGAAUGCUGGUUUCAAGCUCAUAGUGUGUCCCUGAACGCAGUAUUGUGUCCACUGAUGGCAGUCAGAGCUCGUCCUCGUGCUCCUGAUCACCUUCCAAACAAACAUCGCUUACUGUCUCUACAGUGGAAUUAGCUUCGUGCGUCUGCGCGCACCCGCGGCUUCAAGAUUGAAGGACGUUGGGAAAAGUGGGCGUUCCGGGGACGCGCAAGUGAUGCAUGCCAUCCGUUAUAGUGGAUCGGCUGGUAAUAAGUGAAUGACCUUAUAGUGGCGGUGUAAUGUCUCACCGCUGAGGGAUUGGGGGGUUUGGAGAUAAUAAAGCGUGACUUCCUCAGUCUCCCGUCAUUCAGUCGCUGAUUCAUGGGGAUGCCGACCUGAGCCCCGCACACUCCCUGCAUGCUCCACAGCGGGCGGAUGAACACCUGUAGCUGGGUAGUAUCACACAAACUGGUCGCUCUGAUCCAUGUGGAGCUCAUUAUUUCCAUCGUGAAGAUCAGCGCGGUGCGACGCGCGGUGUCGGUUGGUGAACUUUUUCCACACAGAGGAUCCGUGCAACCCGCGGCUGGAGUUCAGGCUUCUGCUUAACUUGUUGAGAAAGGUAUACAAAUGCUCUCCGUCCAGCCGGACACCAAGCCAAAAGGCUGUGCCGGCUGCAACCGGAAGAUCAAGGACCGCUACCUGCUGAAGGCCCUCGAUAAGUACUGGCACGAGGACUGCCUGAAGUGUGCCUGCUGUGACUGCAGGUUGGGCGAGGUGGGCUCCACACUCUACACCAAAGCCAACCUCAUCCUGUGCCGGAGAGACUACCUACGGUUGUUUGGUGUAACAGGGAACUGCGCAGCUUGCAGCAAACUAAUUCCAGCCUUCGAGAUGGUCAUGAGGGCCAAGGAGAAUGUCUACCACCUGGACUGCUUCGCAUGCCAGCUCUGCAAUCAGAGGUGAGUGAUUGGACCACACUUCUGCUCCUCUCCUAUACCUGCAUCUAGGCAGAUGGCUGGUCAGGGAAGCCACUUUGCAGUGUUGUGAAUCCCAAGUGCUCCUGAUAGUUGAAGAAAAGGAUCCCACAUUAGAGAUUCAUCACUCUAACCAGUGACUAAGUAGACACAUCUGGGGCCAAAGGGAUCUGCUGGAGUCAGAACGGUGAUUAUAACCCUGCACUACUAUUGUACAUUUGCCACACUAGAGCUACAGGUGCAGUUACAUAGCCACACAUACACUUCCUGUCAGUCCUCAUUAUUGGGACUACACCUAUAUUCUGUAGACAGGAUGUGGACAGAGAUUUGGGACUUGCCACACAGCACCAGAGGAAAGGGAGCAAUUUGAAGU